CGCGCUGCCCCCAGCGAGCUGCUCAGGCGGGGGUGGGGGAAGCUCCCGCGGCCGGUCGCCUCUCUCCGUCGCCGCUGGUUGGAUGGUUUCAAUAAAAGUCUUUUUUCUCUCUGGCUUGCUCUCCUCCGGGGAACGGGCGGAGGCGUCAAUCCGCAGCCGCCGAGUGAGAAAGAGACGCACACGCAGCGAGCGAAAGCGGCCGCCCGCGGUCUCCUCAGCUCCGCUCCGUCCGGCCCCAGAGAAGAAGGAGCCCGGGGCCGGCCGGGCCGCCUCCGUCGGGCGUCGGCGCCUCCCUGCCCGCCCGGCUCCGCCGAGGGGAUUAGCGGGCUGCCCGCGAGGCUCGGCGGCCCGGGAGCCAUGUUGUCCGGGGGGCUAGGCUACGCGUGAGGCACCCGCGGCCCCUCCCGGAGGCUCCGAACCCUCGGCGAGAGCCGGAAGGCGGCGGCGGCGGCGGAGGCCUGCGCCUCGGAGGCGCCUCGGGUCUGCCAGCCGCUGGGACCGGGACCUGCAUCCGGUCGCCGCGGGCGUCCGCGGAGCCACUUUCUCUCGGCGCCUCGCCUCGCCUCGCGACGCAGCCCCGCACUUGCUGGAUAUUUCAAGUCACAUUUAAUUGAUAGGAUGAAAAAAUUUAAGAGAAGACUAUCCCUCACGCUUCGAGGAAGCCAGACUAUUGAUGAAUCAUUGUCUGAAUUGGCUGAACAAAUGACUAUUGAAGAAAACAGCAAUAAGGAUAAUGAGCCUAUUGUGAAGAAUGGCAGGCCUCCAACCUCUCACAGUAUGCAUUCCUUCCUCCACCAGUACACAGGGUCCUUCAAGAAGCCCCCACUACGGAGACCACAUAGCGUUAUUGGAGGAAGCCUUGGCUCCUUCAUGGCAAUGCCCAGAAAUGGAAGCAGAUUAGAUAUUGUUCAUGAAAAUCUAAAAAUGGGAUCAGAUGGUGAGAGUGACCAAGCUUCUGGGACAUCAUCUGAUGAAGUCCAGUCACCUACGGGUGUUUGUCUUAGAAAUCGUAUACACAGACGGAUCUCAAUGGAGGAUUUAAAUAAACGGUUGUCACUGCCUGCAGAUAUCAGAAUACCUGAUGGAUAUCUUGAAAAGUUGCAGAUAAACAGUCCACCGUUUGAUCAACCAAUGAGCCGAAGGUCUCGUAGAGCUUCCUUAUCAGAAAUUGGAUUUGGGAAGAUGGAAACCUACAUCAAAUUGGAAAAACUUGGAGAGGGUACAUAUGCAACAGUAUAUAAAGGAAGAAGUAAACUGACAGAGAAUUUGGUGGCAUUAAAAGAGAUCCGGUUGGAACAUGAAGAAGGUGCACCCUGCACAGCUAUAAGAGAAGUUUCACUAUUAAAGGAUCUAAAACAUGCAAAUAUAGUAACUUUACAUGACAUUGUUCACACAGAUAAAUCUUUGACUCUGGUCUUUGAGUAUCUGGAUAAAGACCUAAAACAGUACAUGGAUGACUGUGGAAACAUCAUGAGUAUGCACAAUGUAAAGCUGUUUUUAUACCAAAUUCUACGUGGUUUGGCAUAUUGCCACAGAAGAAAGGUAUUGCACCGAGACUUGAAACCACAGAACCUCCUCAUUAAUGAAAAAGGAGAAUUAAAGCUAGCAGAUUUUGGACUAGCCAGAGCCAAGUCAGUUCCCACAAAGACCUACUCAAAUGAGGUUGUCACACUGUGGUACCGGCCGCCUGAUGUGCUUCUUGGUUCCUCAGAGUACUCAACACAGAUCGACAUGUGGGGUGUUGGUUGCAUUUUCUUUGAAAUGGCUUCUGGAAGACCUCUAUUUCCAGGAUCAACUGUGGAAGAUGAACUGCAUUUAAUUUUCCGACUGCUAGGAACUCCAUCUCAGGAAACUUGGCCAGGUGUUUCUUCAAAUGAUGAGUUCAAGAACUACAACUUUCCAAAAUAUAAACCACAGCCUCUAGUUAACCAUGCACCCAGGUUAGACUCUGAAGGAAUCGAGUUGAUAACAAAAUUUCUUCAGUACGAGUCUAAGAAAAGGGUUUCAGCAGAAGAAGCCAUGAAACAUGUGUACUUUCGAAGUCUGGGACCAAGAAUACAUGCUUUACCUGAAAGUGUAUCAAUAUUCAGUUUGAAAGAGAUUCAAUUGCAAAAGGACCCGGGUUUUCGAAAUUCUUCUUAUCCAGAGACAGGACAUGGGAAGAACAGAAGACAGAGCAUGCUCUUUUAAGUCUGAUAACAUGGUUUCAAGCCCAGGCCCCAGCCUUUCUUAUCAAUCAAGGACUCAGAUCUGAAGGCAAUUUUUUCUUUUGGUGGACUUGGAAUCUCCGUUUGUCUACACUGUCCUCUUCACAGUGGAGUCUUUUUAUUUCAGACCUACAGAUUGUUUUUAUAUCUGUUGUCACAGUGUGACAAUUUUUUUGUACAGUUGGUUUUAAGGUCUUCUCUGCCAUUAGAGCCAGUAGGUUACAGCUGUUGAUGUAACUGUAGCUGCAAUUUUUGUGCAGGACUGAGAAACACAGUGCAUUAUUUAUUGCGGAAUCAUUGCUGCUAAAUAACUACUGUCUGUUUAUUUAACGCAACAGUUGAAUGCCUGAAGAAGUUGCAGUGGCUUUAUUAUAUGUGAAUGCAUCUAUUUCUCCUCACGAAUUGUUUUACUGCUGCAUUUUUUGUUUGUUUGUUUUUGAAAUUAAACUGCAGUGUUUCCUGGAAUGUAAAUUUAGCUUUGCUUAACAGUAAAAUAAGUGAGCCAUCUCGAACACUCUUAAUUUCAUGCUAUAUAAUCUUUUACUGAACAUUGGCAAAUAGAGUAGCUAAGAAAUUGAUAAGCACAUUAUCUUUAUAGGAAAGCCUGUGAUGCAGAAGUUGAUUCAAGCAAGUGAAUACCUGACAUUUUGGGGAUCUCACAUUAGAUACCAGUAAAUUAAAGCACCAAAAUUAUUUAUUUUUACCUUACCUGAUUUUAGAAAUAUUUACUGCAUAUUAUUGGAUAUUUGUAUACUAAUACACUUACCUGUUUUACAUUGUGCUUUAAUUUAGUUAAAACUAAACCAUCCAAGUCAAGUCAGACAUUAGAGGUCUUGUUUUUGUUUGUUUGAGAUAUAAUUCUUUUCUUAGAAAGGAUGAUACUCCAUUGGGGAACAAUGUAUUUCAUUUGGGGGCUGUGUAUAUGUGUGUGUUUUAAUAACAUUCACUUGGAAUCAGCUGAAAUAUGUAAUAUGUCUUUGAAAUGAGCCAUGAUAAAUACAAAUGAGAGAUAUGAGAACUUAGAGGAUUUUUUUAAAGCAUUGUAGGUAUUAUCUGUUUACCAGAGACAGUAAAUAUUUCUGUUUUAAUUAUGCAUCUCUUUGAACAUCAUAAACAGACCUUGGUGUUGGUAACAGUGUUUUAAAUAUUUGUGUUCACUUUUAAGGACUAUUUGUUUAGUGCAUCUUAUAAACUACAAAUCUUAAUUGGUAUAUUUUGAAAUGGUCAUGUAAAUUUUUGGCUUACAUAUCAUGAAAAUAGUCAUAACUUAAUUUUUUUCCUGAAUUCACUGUAAAACAUUCAGGGGUCCUACCAUUUCGGUUCAGGAAAUCUUGUAGUUUAUUGUUAUUUAACAGUAUUAAGUGAACUUUUGUAUAUUCCCUUUUAACUUUAUUUGUGAAUAGUGAUUGUGGCAUGUUUGGGGUGUUAUUUUAAUAUCUCAUGAUACUGAAAUUAAAAAAAAAAAAUUCUGGAAGAAACAGAUUCAUGUGUAAUGGUGAAUAUUGGACCACUACUGCUUUUCACAUUUGUAAAUUGGUUUUAUGUUAAACCCUGUAGCCUAACAAACUGCUGUUAUUUCUAACUGACAGACAUGUAUUAAUAUUGUACUUUGAAGGUUAUAAAUAUUAUGUGGAAAUUCCUUCAUUUUGUUUUAAAUUUAUAAUAACAAAAUCUUCAUGUUGUUAAAA
Molecule: messenger RNA, 3895 nt
Organism: Ceratotherium simum simum (southern white rhinoceros)
Lineage: Eukaryota; Metazoa; Chordata; Mammalia; Perissodactyla; Rhinocerotidae
Gene: CDK17
Product: cyclin dependent kinase 17
Biological process (GO): protein phosphorylation
Cellular component (GO): nucleus; cytoplasm
Molecular function (GO): cyclin-dependent protein serine/threonine kinase activity; ATP binding
Source: RefSeq, a predicted model, not a curated record